Messenger RNA from Penicillium cataractarum, 585 nucleotides. Its product is annotated as HIT family protein. Lineage: Eukaryota; Fungi; Ascomycota; Eurotiomycetes; Eurotiales; Aspergillaceae. Gene Ontology annotation, biological process: nucleotide metabolic process. Gene Ontology annotation, molecular function: catalytic activity. The transcript is spliced from 3 exons. The record is from RefSeq and is a predicted model, not a curated record. The coding region runs from base 1 to 585 and encodes 194 amino acids.
AUGGCUUCCGAAGUAUCAUCAUGUCCAUUCUGCAACAUCGCUGCAUCGAAUCCGCCAGCCCCUUUCAAUGAUCCCGAGUCCGGCUCGGUCUCCUCCGAGUCAACACCCGAGGGGACGGCUCAUCUGAUUCUGUCCACAGAGCAUGUGCUGGCUUUCUUAGAUAUCAUGCCUCUGACCAAUGGUCAUGUCUUGAUUGCUCCACGCCGGCAUUAUGAGAAGCUGGGUGAUAUGGGUGUUGCAGCUGGGCAGGAGAUGGGGAAAUGGCUUCCGAUUAUUUCGAGGGUUGUGACGAAGACUAUUUUCGGGGAUGAUCCGGAUAGACAUUGGAAUGUUGUCCAGAAUAAUGGCGCCCGUGCAGCACAGCAAGUACCUCAUGUACACUUUCACAUCAUCCCUCGACCGUCAGACUUCGCUCAUAAGCCGAGCUUUGCUAUGUUUGGUCGUGGUCAGCGCCAUGAGCUUGAUGAUGACGAGGGUGCUGCAUUAGCCCGUGCUAUGAGGGCCGAGCUGGACCUUGAGAUCAAGCGGAUUCAGAAAGAAGAAGGUGUGGUUCUUAGCCACACGGCGGAGAAGGGCAAAUUGUGA